AUGCGAUCGGUCGAUGAGAUGGCGACGUCACACAUACUGUCCGCCAUUGAUCCAAUUAUAACCGGGUCGGCAAACACUCCGACGGGUGGCGGUAUGAACGGUGGCGAUGGAGGAUCCGUGCCGAAUGGGGCCAGCACAGGGGCGGGCUCGACCGUUGGUGGGACCUUGCUGCAGUCCGGGUCGACGGUUAUGGGGCGCGGUGCAGGUGACCGCAGCCUCUCGGUAACGCUCGACGAUCGGGACCUUUGGUUGCGCUUCCAGAAUCUUACCAACGAAAUGAUCGUCACGAAAAACGGCAGACGCAUGUUCCCAGUGGUAAAGGUGACCGCUACCGGGCUCGAUCCGACCGCCAUGUACACGGUACUGCUGGAAUUUUCGCAAGUCGACUCACAUCGCUGGAAGUACGUCAACGGCGAAUGGGUUGCCGGUGGGAAAGCAGAAGCACCACCGCCGAACCCGGUCUACGUGCACCCGGAGUCGCCAAACUUCGGACAGCACUGGAUGAAGGAACCGAUCUCCUUCGCCAAGGUGAAGCUCACCAACAAAACCAACGGCAAUGGGCAGAUCAUGCUAAACUCGCUCCACAAAUACGAGCCGCGUGUACAUCUGGUGCAGGUGGUGUCGGAUGCGCGCGAUCAGCGCAACGUUCACACGUACCCGUUCCCAGAGACGCAGUUCAUCGCCGUAACGGCGUACCAGAACGAGGAGGUCACCUCGCUCAAGAUCAAAUACAACCCGUUUGCGAAGGCCUUCCUCGAUGCGAAGGAGCGGCCCGAUUCGGUGUACUCGCGUGAAAGUUCUACGUACGGAUGGUUAAACUUUCAUCCUUCCUACGCGACAGCUCAAUCACCCCUGCAGGCGCAGGUGGAUCGAUCCUACCAGCACUCGCACUCCGUUGCCCGGACGAAUCGUGUCGCUCCUUACACCACCCAACGCUCACGGAACACCAGCGGAAGUUCCUCGCCCCAGCACAGUUCGUACCUGCCGCUGGACUCGGUAUCCUCGCCCGUCUUCUCGUCUUAUCCGUCGACGUGGCAAACACAAACCACACCGAGUGCCUCUUACUGGAGCAAUCCAACCGGUGCGGUGCAACAACCGCUCGGUACCAACCCGGGAAGUCCAAACUCAAUCGCGCCCAACAUCUCUCCGACACCUUCGAACGGGUCACCGUCCUAUGCGACCUCGUCACCAACGUACCCGGCAAGUCAUCCGGCACUGACACCGCAGCACCCGCAGUACAUUCCCGUGUCCAGUGCGCAGAUGGAAGGGAUUUACCAACCAGCUGGAUCACCCCAGCAAAUCUACACUCCAUCCAGCCAUCAGAUUUACCAUCCAACCCCGACGCAAGUUUCUCCAAAUCAUCAGCUGUACGGGAACGUUCUAAACGCGCCGUCCAUCACAAAUCUAGGCUACUCCGCCUCUUGGCACAGCGCCAGUGACUUCAGUGUCUACCAAAGCACGUACCACUAUCCGACGGCCGAGUACAUCCCCAUGAUAGGAGAGAUUAACACUUACAACCAUCCCUCGGAUAUAACCGAGCUGACCUCGGUAGGAGCAACGCAUCGGCAUCUGGAACCGGCGGCACCAUCGCCACUACAGUACCACCACCACGGGCAUCAUUUAAGCGAAGGUUCUGCGAUGAUCCCAACGCAUCACCAUCAUCAUCAUCAGCAGCAGCAGCAGCAGCUGCACGGCACUACGAAUGCGCAAUGUGCCGAGAAUCAAAGCCCCGAGCCAACACCCGGUACGGUUACGACCAGUGUUGCCAGCUCGCUCAGUUCGGUCGUUUCGUCAGCCAAUGCCGUAGGAUCGGCGGGACAACUUUCCCACAGUCCCGGUCGAACGUCGCUUAAUGCCGUCGGGAGUGCCUGGACACCGCUAACACCACCACAGACAACCAGUAUCUGA
Anopheles marshallii is the source of this 1908-nucleotide messenger RNA. It is a transcript of the gene byn, whose product is annotated as T-related protein. Lineage: Eukaryota; Metazoa; Arthropoda; Insecta; Diptera; Culicidae. Gene Ontology annotation, biological process: cell fate specification; heart morphogenesis; regulation of transcription by RNA polymerase II. The record is from RefSeq and is a predicted model, not a curated record. Gene Ontology annotation, cellular component: nucleus. Gene Ontology annotation, molecular function: DNA-binding transcription factor activity, RNA polymerase II-specific; RNA polymerase II cis-regulatory region sequence-specific DNA binding. The transcript has 5 exons. Bases 1 to 1908 code for a protein of 635 amino acids.